CUGGGCUUUGACUGAUCCUGUUAGAAAUAACGGGCUAAGGACAGCCAUAGCUUUCUCGUUCUCUGAAAUUUUGGUGUGCGAGAUGGCUAGGAGCAGAAGAAGAGUGGCAUUGAGUUUCCUUUUUUCCUUCAAGGGAUUAGCCUCUACCAUUGCAGUUGUGGGCUGCUUCUUCUUCACCUGCUCCUUCCUUCUCAACGUUCAUGUUGGUUCUUCCAGUCCCACUGACCAUGAAGUUUUAGGUUUGAAACAAUAUGAACGUAAUGACGGGAGACAUCCACUUUCUCUCACAUCAAACGCUCUCAAGGCCCAGUUGAAGGAAACUGUGCGGUCAAUGGUUGACUACCAAGGCUUGUUGCUUAUGCAUGGUUCCAUAGCUCGGAAACUAAAACUUGAGAACUCUAAGCUUGUUAGGAAUUUUGCUGAGAUUUCGAUAAACUUCACAGAUCUCAUAAAAAAGGCUUCUCACUGUGAUGUUUCGGAUUCCAAUACAGCAUUGGUGCACCGAUUUCUAAAGGAGGCGAAAGAGAGAGUUAAAUUUGCUAAGCAAUUGAUCUCUAAAUCAAAAGGGUCUUUUGAUAGUCAACUCAAGAUUCAAAAACUGAAAGACACAAUUUUUGGUUUGGAGGAACAGAUGACAAAAAUGAAAACUAAAGGUCAGUUCGCGAAAUCAAUUGCUGCAAAAGCAAUCCCAAGAAACUUGCAUUGCCUUGCAUUGCGGUUAAUGCAAGAGAGGAUUGAGAAUCCUAUUCGUUACAUCAACAGACAGACGAAGUCACGGCAGCCACGGCAAGAGUUUGAAGAUCCAAAUCUUUACCAUUAUGCUAUAUUUUCAGAUAAUGUUCUUGCAGCUUCAGUGGUGGUGAAUUCAUUGGUGCAAAACGCAAAGGAGCCAUGGAAACAUGUUUUACAUAUUGUGACAGAGAGGACAACUCUUGCAGCAAUGGAAGUGAUGUUCAAGUUGAAAGACCACAAUGGGACGCACAUUGAAGUGAAAGCAGUUGAAGAUUACAAAUUCCUGAACUCAUCUUAUGUGCCAGUGCUUCGACAACAGGAAUCUGCAGAGUUGCUGGGAUAUUAUUAUGGGAAUGGACUCGAAAACUCGACAACCGACUCUAGCAACUUAAAGUUCAGGAACCCCAAGUAUUUAUCUAUGCUGAACCAUUUGAGGUUUUAUUUGCCAGAAAUGUAUCCAAAAUUGCUCAAGAUUUUAUUUUUAGAUGAUGAUGUAGUGGUUCAAAAGGACUUGACAGGGUUGUGGGAGAUUGACAUGGAUGGGAAAGUGAAUGGAGCGGUCGAGACAUGUUUUGGGUCAUUCCAUCGAUAUGAUAAAUACUUGAAGUUUGAUCAUCCUUUGAUUAAGGAGACGUUCGAUCCCAAGGCAUGUGCAUGGGCUUAUGGAAUGAACAUUUUUGAUUUAGAUGCCUGGAGAAGAGACAACUGCACUGAAAAGUAUCAUUAUUGGCAAGAGUUGAAUGGGAAUCGAACUUUGUGGAGGUUGGGGACACUGCCACCUGGUUUAAUCACAUUUUAUUCCACAACAAAGCCACUAGACAAGUCAUGGCAUGUUCUAGGGCUAGGCUAUAACCCAGGACUUAGCGAGGAGAAGAUUCAAAAUGCUGCAGUUAUUCACUACAAUGGAGAUUCAAAACCUUGGCUUGCCACCGCCAUUCCUAGGUACCAACCGCUUUGGACGAAGUAUGUCGACUAUGAUCUGGAGUUUUUCCGAGCCUGCAACUUUGCCCCCUAAUCAAAUGGCCAUAUCUUAAGCCUCGAUUGGUGUAAACAAGUAAUUGUUUGUUAUUUCUACUUUAUUUUGAAAGUAUAGGAAUAUUAAGCAUGUUGGAACUAAAUUAUUGGUUAGAUUGUUGGAUCUACCCAAGUUUUCAUUCGUCUUGCUUCUCAUCCUCUAUAUUCAUAAUAUAUUAGCUUCCUCAUUGUUCGUUGACAAGAAAAGAAAAGGAAACCAUGCAUUCUAAGCAUAAUAGAGAUUCAUUUAUGAACGUUUGGAAUGAUUUGGUAGUGGUGUAGUCCUAGAAACACAAGCAAAAGUUACCGGUAGGGUAGGGAGGGUCUGGUUGGCUUGAGGGAAUGGGCAAGCAGAAAGUGUAUUAGUGAAUCAAGCACAAUGUAAAGAGAUAUGUCAUUUUGAUUCCGCCAGCUAGGAAAAAUUCAUACUUUGGAAUGUUACAAUUAGAAAGCAAUAAAGACAAGGCAAAAUUUUAUAACUUCACAUCAACCUUUGUCGCUUGUAAAGUGGGACUUGAGAGUUUGUUUUGGCUGAUGAAGUUAUAAUCCUUGCAUUGCUCCAUCCCGAGCAUGAAGGAGCUCCUGUAGAAUUUGACGUGAACUGUAAUAAAUGAUUCAUUCUAUUUGAUGGUGACGAAUUUGAAGCCCUCAAAACAGAAGAAAUUGGAUUUGCAUAUGGCUUCUGAUGAACAUACGCAUCUUUGUUAGAAUUUGGUAAAAUACUAAGAGGUGUUUUAAGGGGAGGAGGAUUUCGCCACUGAGGAAGUUGUCCUGUUAUGAGAAGUGAUUGGAGCAGGGGCCCGGCAUCCAUCACGGCUUGCAAGAGUUUUCCCUUCUGAGGCAGAACCUUUCCCUGAGCAAGAUAAUCAAUCACUGCAAUGCCCCUGUCAUUCUCAACAUUGUUACCUCCUGAAGAGACUAAACCCGUGAAUUUUGUCCAAUUUUGCUGUUCUUGAACAAAAGGCUGAUUCAAUAACCCCAUUUUGCUCGAUCCUGCCAUGUUCUUGUUUGGGAAAUCAGGAGAUGAACCAGCAUCAAAGAAUGAAUCCACAGAAGAUGAACAGUGUGACAGUCGAUUGAAUGUUUCAGAAUUGGAUUCUGAUAUGCUAAGGUUUGCUUUCGGAGUCGUGUUUAAGACGGGGCUUUCAGGUAGGACUCGAGAAAGAAUCUGACCAGGUGAUGUAGAAGACAUCGACUGGUAAAUCAAUGUCUGUAGCUGAUCUCUUGCUCCAUCUCUUUCUUUGUAAGCAUUUGCUAAGAGAUUGAGCAAAUGCUGCACAGUAUCCUUCUGUUCUCUCAGCGUCACAUUCGCCUUCAUUUUCAUUUUCUGCA
Populus euphratica (Euphrates poplar) is the source of this 3078-nucleotide messenger RNA. Its product is annotated as galacturonosyltransferase 8-like. Gene Ontology annotation, molecular function: polygalacturonate 4-alpha-galacturonosyltransferase activity. The transcript is spliced from 4 exons. Lineage: Eukaryota; Viridiplantae; Streptophyta; Magnoliopsida; Malpighiales; Salicaceae. The record is from RefSeq and is a predicted model, not a curated record. The coding region runs from base 83 to 1747 and encodes 554 amino acids.